This is a messenger RNA of Danio rerio (zebrafish), 2544 nucleotides long. The record is from RefSeq and is a predicted model, not a curated record. Lineage: Eukaryota; Metazoa; Chordata; Actinopteri; Cypriniformes; Danionidae.
GUCAUAUUUGUGUAACACAAGGUCGUCUCAGACAUGACUGUGUUGUUGUACGUCGAUGCCCUUGUGCGCUCAGCCAGUGCGCAGCGGUCAGAUUCAUGCGGUGAUAUGUUUUCAUUGCGCCCGCUCUGACGUGAAGAGCGACAAAGCCCCGAGGGUCGGACAUGUAACUUCAGUUUCGUGGGAGAAAGCAUUUCUCUGCGCCACAGAAAACAGACGAUAAGUGGAACUGGAAGUGCUCUUUUUCUGUUUGUGUUCUUCACUAUCACCGACUCGGAAAAACUACGGCAGUUCUGAAGCCACAGGCACGCUGGUGGACACAUAAGGAUUUUCUGAUGAAAGUCAAGGUUGUCCGGCUUAAAGUCGAGGUUAUCCAGCGAGGAAGAUUUAUUGCUUCUCACUGGAGUGCGGAGAGAUUUUCUUAGUUCACGUAAACAAGCAACUUAUGUUUGAACGAUGUUCAAUUAUGCGUUUGUACGAUGCAGGAAUAACCGGUGAUGAUUUGCACGACAAAACCGACUUACUUGGCGUCUGAAGUUUAGUCGUUUGUAACCUAACAUCUCUUAGAUAAAAGUUUGAAAAGAUAAUCUAACGUCUGUAAAUUCAAAUCCUAUCCACAUUUGGAGAACGCUGACAUAAACGCGCGCUAUCUUUUCGUCCCAAAUUGGAGGAAUGCUUCGACGCUCUUGUUGGAAGGAUAUGCUCAGUUUCAUCAAAUAAACGCCAGUUGCUGUUUAUUUACUAACUUACUUGUCGAAAGUCCCAAUAGGAGAUAUCCAAGUUCUGGAAUUGUAAGGUUUGAAGUGAUUCUGACGUUUUCUUCAACCCGCAUCUGACUGUUGGAAAUGAACCUGAGGUGUGAAAAGGACGUUCGUUAAAUAAGCGUUGGAUUUGUCCGCGAACAUUUACGGAAUCCUGGAUACCUCAACGGGGAUUCGAAUGGGAUCUAUCAUGAUUCUCCUGAAUAUUCUGAGCGUCCUGUUUUUAUCUGAUGAGGUGGCACUUUCCAUGGCAAGCCAUUCAACCUUGUCAGGGUUGGGAACUCAUGGAUGGAGGGCCCCUAUGGACUGCCUGAGGGCCAGUGAGGUGUGCAACCAAAACUCGCAGUGCAGCUCACGUUUUCGCAUCAUGCGCCAGUGCCUGGUAGGUCGUGACAGGACUACCAUGCUGGCCAACAGGGAGUGUCAAGCUGCCCUCGAGGUUCUGCAGGACAGUCCACUGUAUGACUGCCGGUGCAAGAGGGGCAUGAAGAGGGAGCUUCAGUGUCUGCAGAGCUACUGGAGUAUUCAUAUGGGUCUCAAUGAAGGUGAAGAACUCUAUGAGACCUCUCCAUAUGAACCGAUGCAUCUUUCUGAUGAGUUCCGACUUGCCUCCAUUAUUUCUGCCAUGGACUCUGCUUCUGCAAAAGGAAAUCUGUGUUUUGACACGGGCAAACCCUGCAACCCAUGUCUGGAUGCCACCAAGGCUUGCAACCUCAACGACACAUGCAAGAAACAACGCACUGCACUCUUGGCCACUUGUAGUCCUGCGGCUCCCAUUUCACAAGCUCACGAACCCUGCAACCGAAAGCGCUGCCACAGGGGUCUAAGGCAGUUCUUCGACCGUGUACAGACAGAAUUCAGCUACCCACUGCUCUUCUGCUCCUGUCGGGAUAAAGCAUGUGCUGAACGCAGACGGCAAACCAUCAUGCCUGCGUGUUCGUAUGAGGAAAAGUCAAAACCCAACUGCCUUGAACUAAGGAGGACCUGUCGUUCAGAUCCGCUAUGCAGAUCCAGGCUGGCAGACUUUCACAUGAAUUGCCAGACGACACCGCAUUCAAUAACAAGCUGUCCUAAUGAUAACUACCACGGUUGUCUGGUGUCCUACGUUGGACUCAUUGGAUCAGAUGUGACUCCAAACUAUGUGGAUGCGAGCCACACCAACAUCACCAUAUCCCCUUGGUGUGGCUGUCGAGGCAGUGGAAAUCACGAAGCUGAGUGCGAGGCCUUCCUGCGAGACUUCAGAGAGAACACUUGCCUGAGAAAUGCUAUCCAAGCUUUCGGUUAUGGCACCGAUGCAGGUCUAGUUCCCAUCACAGAGUCUCAGUCGGCAGUCCCAUCAGUACGGACCAAUCUGCAACCGGCUAUCAUCACCAAACAUGUCAUCAACUCAAAUGAUGUCAAGCAAAUAGACAGUGCAUGCGUUUUCUCCACAUGUGCUAACCUUCAGGACAGUGAGCAGAAAUGUUCUAACAGUUUUGAAUGUGCUGAUGAGAAUGUGCUAAACCGCAAUAUGGAGGGUUCCAUUGACUCGGUGGGCUCUCACCAGGCCGACAACAACAGAGCCAGACACUCAUCUGUGACUUCAAUCAGUGUUUCUGCCGCCACACUGACACUGGCCUUUGCACUGGUCAAUCAGGGUCUGUAAACACAGCCUGACUCUACAGCACCAGGAAGCAUCUGAUGGAUUCUUCUGACCUCAAUCAAAGAACUUCUCUAAAGUGACAUUGAUCUUUCUCUCUCUCUAAGUGUGUGUGUGUAUGUGUGUCUCACACGCCAUCUUUAAAAA